This is a messenger RNA of Phlebotomus papatasi, 2951 nucleotides long. It is a transcript of the gene Hira, whose product is annotated as protein HIRA homolog. The coding region runs from base 208 to 2913 and encodes 901 amino acids. Gene Ontology annotation, biological process: chromatin remodeling; regulation of DNA-templated transcription; DNA-templated transcription. Lineage: Eukaryota; Metazoa; Arthropoda; Insecta; Diptera; Psychodidae. Gene Ontology annotation, molecular function: protein binding; nucleosome binding. The transcript has 4 exons. Gene Ontology annotation, cellular component: nucleus; HIR complex. The record is from RefSeq and is a predicted model, not a curated record.
CCCGUGUUUUUUUCAUCUGUUUCACCCGUUUCACCUCACCACCAGUGAUUGUGAAAAUUUGCGUGAAAGAAAGUUCAUAUUUUUGUGGAAUUUGUACUCAGUAGUGCAGUAAAAUUAAUAAAAAUAAUAAUGCGUUGUAUUCUGUGCAUGCGUAUUACAAAUUUCUUUUGAAACUUCAGAAAAUUUAGUGAUUUCUGCUUUGCUGUAAUGAAGCUUCUUAAGCCAGACUGGGUGCAUCAUGAUGAAAAACCAAUAUUUUCCUUGGAUAUUCAUCCAGAUGGUACAAAAUUUGCCACCGGUGGUCAAGGGAGCGAUUCAGGUCGAGUUGUUGUAUGGAACAUUGCCCCCAUAAUUAAUGAGAAGGUGGAAAGAGAUAAGUCUGUGCCAAAGGUAUUGUGUCAAAUGGACAAUCAUCUUGCGUGCGUGAAUUCUGUUCGUUGGAGUAUUAAUGGACAGUGUUUAGCAUCGGGUGGUGAUGAUAAAACAGUUAUGAUAUGGAAAAGAGCCAAAGGAAGUGGAGGAGUAUUUGGCAGUGGGGGCUUCACGAAGAGUGUUGAAAACUGGCGCUGUGUAACAACACUUAGGGGUCAUGCUGGAGAUAUUUUAGACAUGGCAUGGUCACCACAGGAUAGAUGGUUAAGCAGCUGCAGCGUAGAUAAUACAGUAAUAAUUUGGGAUGUAUUUGCGCUACCAUCGAUUGUAGCUAUCCUCAAGGGACACACAGGCUUAGUCAAGGGAGUUGCUUGGGAUCCCGUAGGAAAGUUUAUAGCAUCCCAGAGCGAUGAUCGUAGUAUAAAAGUAUGGAAGACAACCGAUUGGACUUGUCAAACGACCAUCACAGAACCAUUUCAAGAAUGUGGAGGUACUACGCACAUUCUCCGACUUUCUUGGUCACCGGACGGUCAGUACUUAGUUUCAGCACAUGCAAUGAAUGGAGGUGGACCAACAGCACAGAUUAUUGAGCGUGAGGGGUGGAAAUGCGAUAAAGAUUUUGUUGGACAUCGCAAAGCAGUCACUUGUGUACGAUUUCACAAUUCUAUUAUGAUGCGGACGGCGCCUAAGACCAACAAGUCUCAACAGUAUUGCUGUUUAGCUGUUGGUUCACGUGAUCAUUCACUAUCCAUUUGGAUGACAGCACUUCAAAGGCCACUUUUAGUUAUUCAUGAAAUUUUUCAAGAUAGCAUACUGGAUUUAUCAUGGAGCUCUGAUGGAUAUAUUCUAAUGGCAUGCAGCGGGGAUGGUACAGUAGCUUGUUUACAAUUUACCGAUGAUGAAUUAGGUACACCUCUCUCUGAAGAGGAUAAAAAUGCCUUGUACCAACGUAUGUAUGGCAAGAGUGUAAAUGACAUGAAUAUGCAAUCAGAAAAGGACAUGAUAAUAGAGAAUGCUGAACUUCUGGACAAUAUUGUUUGUGAAAAGCAAAAACAGCCAACAUUUAUAACAGAAUUAGAUAGUAGAGUUCAAGAAGAGAAGGGCCACAGUGUGUUACUUCAAAAGAAAACAGUAUCACAUAAUAAGUGUGAUGAAAAAAUACCUGUCGUUAAUUUUUCCAAUGAGUCGGCGCAGUCAAAGCAGGCCAUACACAAACAAAUUGAGACAAGAACAGCAGACGGCAAAAGACGUAUUACACCCAUGUUUAUUCCUAUGAACCAGGAGACAAAUGAAAGUAAUCCAAUUGAGCUUAAUAGCUGCUCACGCAGUAAGAGCUCUAUAAUAAUUGAGAAAGUGAUUCCUAGACAAAAAAUGCCUUUGUAUAUGAUUGAUCGUUCUGAAGAUCAACUUGACUUCCGUCUUACAAAGAGUCUUCCGCCGCCGGCUAGGACGAUUACUUUAAAUAUGGCAAUUGGAAAGUCAACAUGCACUCAAAAUUCUACAAAAUCUGAUUGCACAAACAUUACACGAAAUCUAAUAGCAGGUCGUUCAGAGAUAAUAACAGGAAAUUUUGUGCGUACAGUAAAUGAUUUGCGAAUUCAGGUGGCUAAUUAUGCCAUAAAGUCUCCAUAUGGGAUGCUUUCACGAGUCUUUUGCAUCUCAAAUGCUACGCCUAUGAAUACAGUCUGGGAAAUCUUUUUAGGAUCAUCAGUAGUUAAUUGCAGUGCAUGUUCAAAGUAUAUAAUUAUAUGUUGCCUAGACGGAACUGUGCGGUUCAUCAAUCUUCGUACAGGAGUUCUCACUUUGCCCAUCCUGAAUAUGCCAACAUCAGUUAUACAAAGCGCAUUUAGUUUCUCUGGUGAAUUCGGAGGUGUUGUAUCAGAAUGUGGUUUAGUUCGUGUGUGGAAUUUAGAAAAACAGAAAGUUAUUGUGUCCACAAACUGUUUGGACAUAAUUCGUGGAGGAACUGUCAAAAUGCUAACAGUCACAGAUCGGGGAAUACCUUUCGUCUUAAUUUCUAAUGGAUGUGCAUAUACAUUUUCUACGGAUUUAGAGAGCUGGCUCAUUCUUCAUUCCAAGGAUGUUCUAAAUCAACGCAAUCUAAUAAAUUACAAACCACCUACAAUGGCAGUCCAUAAGAACUUGCGUACUUAUCCAAUAAUGGGAAUUCAGGGAGCAGCACAUUCACUUUUACCUAUGUCACACAGUUUCAUAGAUGUAACAGAAAGUACAUGGGAAAACAUUAGUCAGUUUACAUUCAUUGAAAAUCAAAUUCAACUGUGUGAGACUAUUCAGUCACCCGUGGAACUUAAAUACUGGUAUUCUGCAUUGGGAUAUCACUUGGCAAAUUAUGGCACUGAACAAAGACUGAGACUAACACUUGACGAUCUCCUACGAUCUAUACAUUCCAAUAAUACAGAAAUUUUGGGUAUCAGCAAGUUGACGCUUUUGGAGACAAUUUUGGAAAAUUUGAAAUCAGAGCCAAAAUGGCAGCGUAUUUAUAUGGAGUACACCGAACAGCUUAGUAAUUUACAACUCUAACUAUCAAAAUAUGCAGUAAUAAAUAUUUAAUCGAAAAA